AUGAGUAGAUAUAACGAAAUCGACGAAAGAGAAUAUGGGAGAGGAAGAAGACAGCACUACGACGAAGAGGAAGAGGAAGAUCGACAUCAACGAGAGAGAUCAUUUCAUUCUCAAUCUCUGUAUCGAUCUGCAACAUCCGAAAGGCAAACGGGACCACCUUAUCCUGCCUCAAUCCGAGAUCAGGCACACCCACCUUCUCAAGCUGGGUCUCGAUAUGAGGACCGAGAUUGCCCUCCACAAACUUUAGUCCCUGUACGAUCUCGUCAACCAGCUGGGUAUGACAUGCCUCCCAGAGCUAGUAUCCCUGCCCCUGAUCGCGAGGAUAAUCAGUGUCGUAGAGCACCUCCUUCAAUUACUUCUGACAAUAAAAGCAAAGCUCCUACUGCUGUUCGGUCUCAAACUGGAGCUACUGACGUUACCGAGACUCUCGAGAAGCUUGCCCUUACCAGCUUUAUCGUUCGCCCUGGUUUUGGUCAGAAAGGAAGACAUCUAAGUGUUUUGUCUAAUUUCUUCCAAGUUCGCGCCAUUGACGGAAGAGGUAAAAUUAUAUACCACUACGAUGUUGACAUCGAGCCUGUCAAGAAGAGGGGUGAAGAUGCUAAAAAGCCUAAAGGUCUGCUUCGAGCUGUCUGGGAACAGUUUUGUCUUGAGCAAAAGGGCGAUUACAUCGAAGGUCUGGCUGCGAGCGCCUACGAUGGUAGGAGGAAUGUGUUUACGCCUAACAAGAUGCCUAUACCUCAAGGUACAUCUCAAACCUUUAGCGUGGCUCUCGCCCCCGACGGUAUCGUCCACCGAUCUCGAGAGGGAUCAUCUUCGGACGAUGAAAAUCGUCGCUGGAACAUCGUGAUCAAGAUUGUGGCUGAGGUCGAUCUGAAGUAUGUCAUGGAUUUCUGUCAGGCAGAUAGGAAAGCACCUUCCGGUGAAGAAGAAUGUUUGACAGGUCUUAUGGCUACGAAUGUUCUUAUGCGCGAUCUUCCUAGCAGGAAGUACGCUCAAGUUGGUGCCACAGGGAAUAAGUUCUUUAGUAUGGCUGGGGCAAAGGCCAUUCCUCAAGGUGCACUUGUUUGCAAGGGCUUCAUGCAAUCCUUCCGCUAUUCUAACUCGGGACUUCCUAUGCUCAACCUGGAUCUGGGAUUCUCUGCCUUCCUGGCUGACGGACCUGCCCUUGAGGUCAUUGCCAAAAUCCUGGAUAAGAGUAAUACACGGGGCCGAGGUGGUGGAGGGGGAUUUGGUGGACCGGCUCGACAAGCUGGUGAUAUCAGUCAUCUCGAUCCAAUCGAAACUCAAACAAUUAAGAAGAUCCUCCGUGGUGCCAAGUUCACGGUUACUCAUCGGGAAAGCUCAAGGUUACAUACCGUCCUCUCAGUGACUGUUCAGCCUGCCGAGGAAAUCAGCUUCGGACUACAAGGGCGGGAUGGUGGAGAAGACAAAAGAGUUUCGAUAAUGGAAUACUACGAACAGUACCAUCAAGUACGAGUAACAAAACCUAGAUUACCCUGCAUACAGUACGGCAAGAAGGCUUUCAUCCCGCUCGAAUUUGUCAAAUUUGCUCAGUGGAACUCGUUGCCUCCUACCAAAUUGAAUGCGGAUCAAACAGCAGAAAUGAUCAAAGUCAGCGCCAUCAAACCUAAAGAAAGAGCAUUGCAAGUGAGCAAUUGGCGAAAGGAACUGGCUUAUGAGAAACAACCCAAGAUUGCGGCUUGGGGCCUUCAAGUCAAAAGAGAUAUGGUUCAGCUUCAAGCUCGUAUUCUACCUCCUCCUCGUGUAAUCUACAAGAAUAAUCUUGCCGCUAGACCGGAUGAUGGCGGCUGGAAUCUUCGAGGCAAACAAUUUCACUCAAACGGAAAGAAACCUUUGAAGGCUUGGUCAGUGAUCUCCUUCGACAAAUAUAUCGAUCAGGACGAAAUGCACCGAUACAUCACAUACCUUUGUAGUGUUCUAAGAGCGCAUGGCGUGGAAGUUGAGAAUUCUAGACCAAUGUGCAUCGGUCCGAUAGACCCUCGUGGAGACAGCGCUAUUCCUCAUGCCCUGCAAGAAGCUGCUAGGGCUGCGUAUAGGUCUGGGAAAUGCGCUCCUCAACUGAUCUGCUGCAUUUUGCCGGGACGAGAUGCAUGGCUCUAUGAGCUCAUCAAGAAGAGCUCUUUCACGGAUCUGAAAGGACCUGUCCCUACUCAGUGCAUGCAAGCUGCAAAGAUCAGAAGUCCCAGAGGAAUCGAUGCUUACACAGGCAAUUUGGUAAUGAAGAUCCAGAACAAAUUGGGAGGGUUACCUCAUCGUAUUCCACUCGAAGAUCUUCCUGGUAUGGUCAAAAGUAAGACUAUGCUUCUAGGCGGAGACUUGGGAUUGCCACCUAUCAAAGCUGGAAAUGAGUCUGCCCCUACUGUGGCCUGUACCAUUGCUACCUACAAUGCCGAUUGCGACAAGUACUCUGCUCAGAUCCGACUUCAGGAAGGACGGUCUGAGAUUAUCGUUGAACUUUCUUCGAUGAUCGAAGAGCAUCUCAAAAUCUUUCACAAGCACAACGACGAGUACCCUGAACGAAUCCUUAUCUUCCGAGAUGGUAUCUCUGAAGGACAGUACGCUGCUGUUUUGCACUACGAGCAUACUGCAGUCCUUCAAGCCUGUAGAAGACUUCGAAAGGAUUAUCGACCACUGUUGUUGGUAUGCAUCUGCGCCAAAAGACACAAUACCCGAUUUUUCGGUCGAGACGGGGAUGUCGACAGAUCUGGUAAUCUCCCAAGUGGUUUAGUGGUGGAUCGAAGUGUCACUCACCCCUAUGCUUUCGAUUUCUUCCUUCAAGCUCAUGCCGGUAGGGUGGGUACUGCAAGACCAACCCAUUACAUCUGCUUACUCGACGAAUUGGCUAUCACUCCCGAUCAACUCCAACAAUUAGUUCACUCCUUGUGUCAUUCUUUCACCAGAUGCACGAGGAGUGUGAGUCUCGUUCCGGUCUGUUAUAUUGCAGAUCUCGUUUGCCAAAAGGCUCGAAUAAUCGUCCAUGAACCCGAUGUCUCUGUCGCUCCAUCUGUCUCUUCUGCAGGCAGGAGUGUCACCCGAACUUCGAAACGAGGAGCAUUCAGCUUCGACAUUAUGCAAGUCCAGAAGGUGUUAGAGAAGAAUGACGAGUUGGCUGAGGUGGCCUGGUGGAUGUGA
Molecule: messenger RNA, 3153 nt
Organism: Kwoniella shivajii
Lineage: Eukaryota; Fungi; Basidiomycota; Tremellomycetes; Tremellales; Cryptococcaceae
Exons: 17
Coding region: 1-3153 (1050 amino acids)
Biological process (GO): regulatory ncRNA-mediated post-transcriptional gene silencing
Molecular function (GO): protein binding; single-stranded RNA binding; RNA endonuclease activity
Source: RefSeq, a predicted model, not a curated record